AUGAGAGCUCCGCUGCUGCCGCGGGCGCUCCCGGUGCUGUCGCUGCUGCUGCUGAUCUUCAGCUCAGGUCGUUAUGUGGCUGGGUUGGACCUCAAUGACACCACCUCUGGGAAAAAUGAACCAUUUUCUGGGGACCACAAUGCUAGUGGACUUGCGGUCUCUGCGGGAAGUGAGGUCUCUACCAUAAGUGAAAUGCCCUCUGGCAGUGAACUCUCCACGGGGGACUAUGACUACUCAGAGGAGUACGAUAAUGAGCCACAAAUAUCCGGCUAUGUUAUAGAUGAUUCAGUCAGAGUGGAACAGGUCAUUAAGCCCAAGAAAAACAGGACGGAGGAGGACAGGACUUCAGACAAACCCAAAAGAAAGAAAAAAGGAGGCAAAAGUGCAAAAGGCAGAAGACACAAAAAGAAGAAAAAGAGCCCAUGUGACACCGAGUUCCAGAAUUUUUGCAUUCAUGGUGAAUGCAAAUACAUCGAGAACCUGGAGGUAGUGACGUGCAAAUGUCAUCAAGACUACUUUGGUGAACGGUGUGGAGAAAAAUCCAUGAAGAUUCACAGUGGGGAUGACAGUGACCUGUCCAAGAUCGCAUUAGUAGCCAUAACUGUCUUUGUCUCUGCUGUAAGCCUCACAGCUAUUGGCAUUAUUGUCACAGUCCUGCUUCGCAAACGCUACUUCAAGGAAUGUGAAGGAGAAGUAGAAGAACGCAAGAAGCUUCGACAAGAAACUGGAAACGUGCACGUCAUAGCCUAGCUGAAGACAGUUCAGGGUAACAGUGGAGUCACUGCCAAGUCACAAGCAAACACGACACAUGGGUCCUCC
Onychomys torridus (southern grasshopper mouse) is the source of this 819-nucleotide messenger RNA. RefSeq names its product amphiregulin (gene Areg). Gene Ontology annotation, biological process: positive regulation of mitotic nuclear division; epidermal growth factor receptor signaling pathway; positive regulation of cell population proliferation. The record is from RefSeq and is a predicted model, not a curated record. Lineage: Eukaryota; Metazoa; Chordata; Mammalia; Rodentia; Cricetidae. Bases 1 to 750 code for a protein of 249 amino acids. The transcript is spliced from 6 exons.